Messenger RNA from Penicillium angulare, 642 nucleotides. RefSeq lists its product as uncharacterized. Lineage: Eukaryota; Fungi; Ascomycota; Eurotiomycetes; Eurotiales; Aspergillaceae. The record is from RefSeq and is a predicted model, not a curated record. Bases 1 to 642 code for a protein of 213 amino acids. The transcript has a single exon.
AUGGGUUUUUCGUGGAUUCCCAAGUGCGAGUUCGUUCGCUUUUGUCAUGGGCACGAGGCAGCCGAGGAAACAAUCAAAGAAGUUUGGGACAACCAAGAGAAUCAGUAUGCAGCCUGGGCUGAGAAUCAGCCCGGGUCCGGAGGACGCAGUCGUGGUACUACGCCAUGUCCAUUGAACGCCUCCUUAGGCCGCCUUCGGCAACGGAGAGCCACUUCGCGCCUACGGACCCCAAGUGUUAGGGGUUCCUCUCUGACUUCCGAUACCAACAGCACAUCUCCACCGUCGCCACGGAACAACCGGGCAGGCACCAGAUUCAACCCCGUCAGUCUUGACGAGGAACCUGACGAUGUCAUUUCUCCAACCAGGCCAAAAUCAGGACCUGUCAAUGCUGCGUCGAAUGAAUCUGACAACCACAACUCAGCCGAAGCUCGGGGUCAGACUCCCACCGUCAAAUUUAGUGAGGCGGAUUUCAUGCAGACAAGAGGAAUGAAAGAAGGUUGGAAGGACUUGACUCCUUCAGAAAGAGAGGCCCGAGAAGUUGUUGCCGAGGCUCUAUACAAGGUUUACAGAGAGACCAUGCUGCAGAACAACGGAGAAGAGGUCCAAGGACUGAUUGCCUCUGAGGGUGUGGAGGAGCUUUGA